UUAUUUUGACAGCAGGACCUUUACCGGAAAAUACCAGAAUGUAGCGAGAGUCAAAAGUCCAGGUAGCAGUGUUUAAGAGUCUUUUAUCAGAACUUUUGAUAAAUAUAACUUCACUUCAAGUAUUCAUAAUCUGCAUGGUGAUGAUCAGAAGUGUAUUCAGGUUUCUUAGGACCAAUCCUGUUGGUGGCCAGAACAGCAUGUCUCAAAGCACUCUUGCUGGAAAGGUAGCCAUAGUCACUGCCUCCACAGAUGGUAUUGGUCUGGCUACAGCUCAGGCUCUGGGCAAAAGAGGAGCUCAUGUGGUGGUGAGCAGCCGGCGGCAGGCCAAUGUAGACAAAGCUGUGGCAUUACUGAAGAGCCAGAGCAUCCAAGUCACUGGAACCACCUGCAACGUUGGCAUAGGGGAGGACAGAGAGAAGUUGGUUCAAAUGACUCUGGAUCAGUGUGGAGGCAUCGACAUCCUGGUGUCCAACGCUGCAGUCAACCCUUUCUUCGGAAACAUCAUGGACUCCACAGAGGAAGUCUGGGACAAGAUCCUUGCAGUAAAUGUGAAAUCAGCCUUCCUUCUGACUAAGUUGGUAGUACCCCACAUGGAGAAAAGGCAAGGGGGAAAUGUAAUAUUUGUGUCCUCUGUGGCUGGAUAUCAACCAAUGCAGGCCUUGGGUCCUUACAGUGUGAGUAAGACAGCCCUGCUGGGUCUAACUCGGGCCCUGGCUCCUGAGCUGGCUCAGAGCAACAUCAGAGUGAACUGUGUGGCCCCAGGAGUCAUCAAAACCCGUUUCAGCUCUGCGCUAUGGCAAAAUGAAGACGUAGUGGAUGAGUUCAAAAAGCAGCUUAGUAUUAAAAGAAUUGGAAAUCCAGAGGAAAUUGGAGGCGUGGUUGCAUUCCUGUGCUCAGAGGAUGCUUCCUACAUCACAGGAGAGACCAUCACUGUGACGGGAGGGAUAGGCUGUCGACUCUGAGUUCUCAGAGGCAGCAGAGAUUCAUAAUGAAUUACAUACUUCUGUUGAUAACUUGAUUCUGCAUCGAUCAUUUCUACUGUUGGUAACUUGAUUCUGCAUCGAUCAUUUCUACUGUUGGUAACUUGAUUCUGCGUCCAUCAUUUCUAUUGUAUGUCUCUAAAGUGCAGGGACAACACUGUAAAAAAAUAAAACUAACACAAAAGUUCGUAAAAAUAAUUCCCUGAGCAGAUUCCUCUGACCUUCCUAUGCUGUGAUUAAAGUUUCUUUGUAAAGUUUUUCUAAUGAAGAAAUUGUGGAUUAUUUAAAUAAAUGGCUGAUAUCAUACUGGAACAAAAUUACAUGCAGUUUUAAAAUAUACUGUAAAUAAAUGA
This is a messenger RNA of Cololabis saira (Pacific saury), 1333 nucleotides long. It is a transcript of the gene dhrs4, whose product is annotated as dehydrogenase/reductase (SDR family) member 4. NCBI's taxonomy places the organism in Eukaryota, Metazoa, Chordata, Actinopteri, Beloniformes, Belonidae. Gene Ontology annotation, molecular function: carbonyl reductase (NADPH) activity. The transcript is spliced from 9 exons. The record is from RefSeq and is a predicted model, not a curated record. The coding region runs from base 135 to 962 and encodes 275 amino acids.